Messenger RNA from Penicillium coprophilum, 3639 nucleotides. Its product is annotated as putative inositol polyphosphate phosphatase. The record is from RefSeq and is a predicted model, not a curated record. Gene Ontology annotation, biological process: phosphatidylinositol dephosphorylation. Bases 1 to 3639 code for a protein of 1212 amino acids. Gene Ontology annotation, molecular function: phosphatidylinositol-4,5-bisphosphate 5-phosphatase activity; protein binding. The transcript is spliced from 4 exons. NCBI's taxonomy places the organism in Eukaryota, Fungi, Ascomycota, Eurotiomycetes, Eurotiales, Aspergillaceae.
AUGGCUAUGGCAGGUACAGGGAAACAGCCAGAUAACAAUGACGACGCUCCUCCCACUGUAUGCAUACAUAACUGUUCUGUGACACACAAUGAACUAACACGAACGCAGCCACAGAGACCGGUGUCCUCUUUGCUAUCUCAUUUUGAGAAUCUAUCUCACCGCAGAUCUCCCUCUGCUGUAGCUACCAGCCCGCGCACUUCCACAAACAAUUUACUAGUAACUCCGGGGCCUAGCGAUGACCCCCGAUCCUCCACUCGUGCUUCACUCGAUUUACCCCGGCCGCAUUCCCCAUGGACCCCGGCCGAGGAGAGACCAAAUCCGCUUCAGUUGAAUGGGGAGAACUCCCGGGAUCGGGGGUUCUCCGGCAGACGAUAUGGCCGGCCCAUCUCUAUGAACUUCCACCGUUCAUCGCCACAACUACCGCCAACCUUAACAGUGCAGUCGCCCCAAUCUCCACCACGUGGACAAGAUCGGGAUGAAGUUUGGACUCCGCAAGGUGAUAGCCGCAAGACCCGGAGUCCCGGCCAUCGCCCAAGAGAAUCAAUGUCCGUCUCGCCGGCACCACCUCGCCCGCUCUCCCCAAUACCGAAGUUCGGACCUUCCAUUAAUGCAGGGGAUACAAUCCCUCGACUGGCGCCUGGAUCUCUCCGCGUCAACCUCACUGGGAGCCCGACAGACCGAAAAUUAAAAAGCGCCUCGUUGCCACCCCCAGCUAACCGCGCAUCAAAGCCCAAAAUCCCGGCAAAACCGGCUAUGUUUUCUCACCCGGACACUAGUUCGUUGGCUCCUCGACCGGGACGGACAUCACCCGAUCGAAGUAUGUCGCCUUUUAGCACCCCUCCUGGUAGCCCGGAAAAAUCCAAGUCUAAGCCUCAAUCCACUGGAAAGAGCAGUGCUAGGCCAGCACCGGCUCGGCCAACGACGGAACCCCCAGCUCGUCGCUCGUUUGACGAGCGAUCACCUACUCCGUCUGCGUUCGCCCGACAUGACGCUAGAGAAAUGGGAUUUUCAAGGACCCGUCCCGGUCCAGAACCCUCACGGUCCACCAAGCCCUUGAUGGUGCAGAUUCCAUCUGCUCCCGUAGACGGUCCGAUGUCUGCUGCCACUGCCCCCCUCUUUCGGCACAGAGAUAUCGAGCCAGUGAUGUUUCUUACGACCGCCCUGGGCUUCCUCCUCGACCUUCCGGGGCUCCUCGUCGAACCGGAACAUGCACCCACUCUCUCGCGUGCCGGCGAAUCCUCAGGCCCGAGACCAAUCCAGCGUCAACCCUCCUUACCCCAAGAAACUCACCUCUCUUCUUCCCUUCCAGAGCGUCGUGUGGUGCGUACAGACACGGAGGAAGAUGAACAAGUUGAAGAGCCAGCUAUAUCACGGACAGACUAUCCUGAUGCCUCAAAAACUAACCGUCGACCCCCACGCUUCAAGUCUGGACCGCAAGAUAUCCUGACAAAGUAUGAUACCCGCUUACUGGCUGUAUGCGGGAAGUAUGUGUGUACGACUGGAUAUCUGACUCGGGUAUGGGAUCUUACAACUGGUGACCAAGUGAUGAGUCUCAGCCAUGGCGAGACCGUAAAAAGCCUAUCUAUUGCUUUCAAGCCAGGGAAAGGCCUUGAAGAUGAGGGCCAGCGUAUAUGGCUCGGUACCAGUGCUGGAGAUAUUCACGAAGUUGAUAUACCAAGCCAAUCCAUCGUGGCCACCCGUGCAUACCCCUCCCGUCGAGAAGUCAUCCAAAUUUUGCGGCACAAGAAAGAAAUGUGGACGCUAGAUGACGAAGGCCGACUGCUUGUUUGGCUGCCAGAUGAGACCGGCACACCUAACUUGCAAUACAGCUACCACAGCCCUUCUGAGCGUGUAGCUAGAGGCCACACAUUCUCCAUGGUAGUUGAUGACAAGCUUUGGCUGGCGGCAGGAAAGGACGUCCAUAUAUAUCGCCCCAAUGCAAAAGAUGAUGUCCCAUUCAAGGUCUUCAAACGACCCCUCGGUCUUCAGCACUCAGGCGAUGUGACUUCCGGGACCUUUACCACGCGAGAGGGAGGUCGGGUUUAUUUGGGACACGCAGACGGCAAGGUUACUGUGUACUCUUCGACCGAUUUUUCUUGCUUGGCGGUGGUCAAUGUCAGCGUGUAUAAAAUCAAUUGCCUUGCAUUUGUGGGAGAUUAUCUUUGGGCUGCGUAUAAAACCGGCAUGAUCUACGUCUACGACGUGUCCACAAACCCUUGGACCGUGAAGAAAGACUGGCGUGCCCACGACAGUCCCGUAUCCAGCUUCGUGUUAGACAUGAGCAGCGUAUGGACAAUGAAUCGCCUGCAGGUGACCUCUCUCGGCACUGAUAAUUGCAUUCGCCUCUGGGACGGAAUGCUUGAGGACGAUUGGUUGGAUGCGCGGAUGCAGACCAGAGACGUGGAGUUCUGCACAUUCCGAGAACUCAAGGCUAUCGUUGUGACAUGGAAUGCGGGAGCCUCUACACCUGGCAGUGUGCGAACGUCGGAUUUCAUCCGAAAUGCAGUCACCCCUGAAGACCCGCCCGAGAUCGUGGUAUUUGGGUUCCAGGAGCUGGUUGAUCUCGAGAACAAGAAGAUCACAGCUAAGAGCUUGCUGCUUGGUAGUAAAAAGAAAGAAAACGGUGAGAAGGAACAUAUGAGUCGUCAAUAUCGAGUAUGGAUCGAUCAUCUUACUCGUACUCUUCACGAAUGCAUGCCUCUCGAGGAAUCCUACGUUCUUUUGCAUACUGCGAAUAUGGUGGGACUCUUUACUUGCGUUUUCGUCAGACACAAGGAACGCCAUAAUAUCAAAAACAUCAGUGCUUCGGAGAUUAAGCGCGGAAUGGGCGGUUUACACGGAAACAAGGUUUGUCAUGUCCCCGGUCUUUACGAUGGCUCUUAUCUCAUUAUACCACAGGGUGCCCUCGUACUCCGCUUCGUCUUGGACGACAGCUCGAUGUGUUUUGUGAACUGCCAUUUGGCGGCCGGUCAAACUCAGACCGCACACCGAAACAACGAUAUUGCUGCGAUCUUAGAAGCCGAGUCCCUGCCGGUGGAAAGUAGCAUGACCUUGCGGUCAGAUCAGUUUGCCAGUGGUGGUGAUGGCUCAAUGAUCAUGGACCACGAAGUAUGCAUUUUGAACGGAGAUCUGAACUAUCGAAUCGACGCAAUUCCUCGAAAUGUGAUCAUUGACGCAGUUCGUCAAAACAAUCUACCAAAACUCCUGGAUCGGGACCAGCUACUUGCUUCCCGGCGAAAGAACCCCGGUUUUCGCCUGCGCUCAUUCAUUGAGUCACCCAUCACCUUCGCCCCGACCUACAAAUACGACGUUGGCACGGACGAGUACGACUCCAGUGACAAGAAACGAUCUCCCGCCUGGUGUGACCGCAUCCUUUACCGUGGCCUAGGCCGCGUCAAGCAGCUGGAUUAUCGACGACACGAGGUCCGCGCCUCCGACCACCGGCCGGUCAGUGCGGCGUUUAAAAUUCGCGUCAAGACAGUCCUAAGCCAAGAACGGAAUGCGACGCGGGAGUCGUGUCAUAAGGAGUUCCAGGAUGAGAAGCGCCGCUUGGCGUCUGAGACUAGCAUCGAGUAUCUCAUUACUGUCCUCGGCACAGAUCCCCGCCAGGCCCGUACCUUGAUCUUGGGAAAGAAAUAG